This is a messenger RNA of Penicillium manginii, 1404 nucleotides long. RefSeq names its product putative MFS monocarboxylate transporter. The record is from RefSeq and is a predicted model, not a curated record. NCBI's taxonomy places the organism in Eukaryota, Fungi, Ascomycota, Eurotiomycetes, Eurotiales, Aspergillaceae. The coding region runs from base 1 to 1404 and encodes 467 amino acids. Gene Ontology annotation, biological process: transmembrane transport. The transcript has 2 exons. Gene Ontology annotation, cellular component: fungal-type vacuole membrane. Gene Ontology annotation, molecular function: transmembrane transporter activity.
AUGGCCGAAUCAACACCCCACAAAGACUCGCAAGAGAAGAGGUCGAGUGUAGUCGAAGAAACAAACUUGCACACAGAGAAAUAUGACCCCGGUGCUCUCGAAGCCAAUUCACACUCACAUUCAUCCGACGACGACGACGACUCAACCAUAAACGAACAUGAAGCCCAAACCGGCUCAGACCUCACCCAAACACCAACAAACACCAGCGCCGUCGCGCGCACCCUCUCCGCCGCAUGGCUACAAGUCGCACUGGGCCACAUGAUCAUCUUCAACACGUGGGGGUAUAUCAACAGCUUCGGCGUCUUCCAAACAUACUACACCUCGACGCUAUCCCGCUCACCCUCCGACAUCUCGUGGGUAGGCAGUAUCCAGAUCUUCCUGCUCUUUUUCAUCGGGACAUUCUCCGGCCGCGCGACGGAUGCGGGAUACUUCCGCUUCACGCUGACGGUUGGCGCGACGCUGGAAUGCUUUUGUAUCUUCAUGACAUCGCUUUGUACGGAGUAUUGGCAGCUUUUUUUGGCGCAGGGAUUGGGGCAGGGGAUUGGGUGUGGGCUUAUGUUUUGUCCUACGCUUGCGCUUAUUUCGACGUAUUUUGUGCGGAGGAGAGGGAUUGCGUUGGGGCUUGUUGCUUCUGGGUCGGCGACGGGAGGAUUGGUUUUCCCGGCUGUUGUUAUGAAGUUGUUGCCGCAGAUUGGGUAUGGGUGGACUAUGCGGGUGUUGGGGUUGAUUUCGGUUGUUACGUUGGUUCCUUGUUUGCUGUUUUUUAAGCAGCGGUUGCCGCCGCGGAAGAGCGGGCCUGUUGUUGAGUGGGCUGCUUUUAAGGAGCCGAGUUAUUUGCUCUUUGCUGUGGGGAUGUUUUUGAAUUUCUGGGGUUUGUAUGUUGCUUUUUUUUACAUUGGCAGUUUUAGUCGGGAGAUUAUUGGCGUUGAUCAGACUACUUCGAUUGAUCUUUUGAUGGUUAUGAAUGGGGUUGGAAUCGUGGGCCGACUUGUGCCUAACUUUUUGGCGGAUCAGUUUACAGGUCCGUUGAAUCUGUUGAUUCCGUUUAGUGGUGCGACGGCUUUGGUGGCUUAUUGCUGGGCUGCUGUGAAGGAUAUGUCUGGGUUGUGGGCGUUCGCGGUGUUUUAUGGUCUGUCUGCCGCUGGUAUCCAGUCGCUUUUCCCUGCUACGUUGAGUACGCUUACAACGGAUUUGAAGAAAACGGGCGUGCGGAUGGGGAUGGUUCUUAGUGUUGUUGCGGUGGCUGCUUUGAUCGGUUCGCCUAUUGCGGGUGCGUUGGUGCAGCUCGAUGAUGGGGGAUAUCUGUACGCGCAGAUGUUCAUGGGCAGCGCAAUCAUUGCAGGGACAUUGACUUUGAUCGCGGCGAGGAUUGUCAAGGUUGGUACCGGCCUUGCUCGUGUGUAA